AUUCAGUUUAUGAUUUAAUCUUUAGUAAGCAACUGAUCAAGACCUAACUAGAAAUUAAUAUAAAUUACAUUUGUCUUUUUAGUGUUAAGUGAAAAUGAAAAUGUUGUUUGGAACUAUUUUCCAUGUAGUGAUUAUCUGCAUUGUCUUCGAUCUUAAUUAUACUGUAGCAGAUUUCAAUGUCCAUUUCGGGAUAGAACACGAGUCAAAUAGUAAUGUGGAGAGUUCUUACAAAAAUUGUCCAAAGAAUAUGAAACUAUUCGCGGAAGAGAAUGAAUAUGGGCAUGAAGAAUUUUGUGACUGUGAAGAUAAUCUAUUAUAUAAUCCUGAAGAUGGAAAUUGUUACGAUCCUUAUAGAAAAGGACCUUGUUGGAAUGGAUAUUAUUUUGCACUUCUGCCUGGUGAAAUAAGUGCAAAAUGUAUAAAAAAUCCUUGUCACAUUGAUGGUCUUGUUCCUUAUAAUGGACAAUGCUACCAUCUGUGGAGAUAUGGACACCCAUGCAGUAAUAAUAACACUUAUUUAGGAAUUAGUGAAAAUUUCCAAAUACAAUGUGAUGACUCCAAGUAUUUAGGAACAAUUGAUGAUCAGAAUCCUUCUAAAAUAUGUCCACAAAAUUCGUAUUUACAUUCGAACCAUUCUCAGUCAAACUAUCUCUGUGGGUGUAAAGAUAGCUUUAUAUUCUCAAAUGGUUCUUGUUAUGAAGCUUAUAGGCAAGGUCCUUGUCAUCUAGGAAGUUACUUAAUAUUUACUCCAGGAGAAGGUCAUCCGAAAUGUGAAACAAAUCCAUGUAAAUUAGAUGGUAUUGUUCCAUUUGAAGGUGGAUGUUAUCAAAUUAACAAAAAUGGACAUCCUUGUGCUUCAGAUUACUACAAAUUAACUGUGACCAAAGGAACAUUUGAGUUAAAAUGUAUUUCCACUUCGACAACCGAAGUCAAGAUGAUGAUAACUGCACCUGCUAAAAUUUGUCGAGUUGGAAGUCAAAGAGUUCUUUUAUUAGGAUGUAAACAUCUUUUUAAAUAAAGUUCAACUUUUCUGUAAUAUAUAA
This is a messenger RNA of Leptopilina heterotoma, 1043 nucleotides long. RefSeq lists its product as uncharacterized. The record is from RefSeq and is a predicted model, not a curated record. The transcript is spliced from 4 exons. NCBI's taxonomy places the organism in Eukaryota, Metazoa, Arthropoda, Insecta, Hymenoptera, Figitidae. Bases 95 to 1018 code for a protein of 307 amino acids.